Jaculus jaculus (lesser Egyptian jerboa) is the source of this 301-nucleotide messenger RNA. Its product is annotated as 60S ribosomal protein L37a-like. The transcript has a single exon. The record is from RefSeq and is a predicted model, not a curated record. Gene Ontology annotation, cellular component: ribosome. Gene Ontology annotation, molecular function: structural constituent of ribosome. Bases 1 to 222 code for a protein of 73 amino acids. Lineage: Eukaryota; Metazoa; Chordata; Mammalia; Rodentia; Dipodidae. Gene Ontology annotation, biological process: translation.
AUGGGACCCACUAUGGGGGCCUCCCUCCGGAAAAUGGUGAAGAAAAUUGAAAUCAGCCAUUACGCCAAGUACACUUGCUCCUUCCGUGGCAAAACCAAGAUGAAACAAUGGGCUGUGGGCAUCUGGCACUGUGGUUCCUGCAUGAAGACUGUGACUGGAGGGGCCUGGACCUACAACCCCACUUCUGCUGUCACAGCCACGUCUGCUGUCAGACGUGACUGAAGGAACUGAAGGACCAGCAGAAGCCCUGUCAUUUGAGACAUCCCUGGCCUGCAAUAAAUGGGUUAAGUUAUGUAACAAA